This is a messenger RNA of Lolium perenne, 1309 nucleotides long. Its product is annotated as expansin-B4. The record is from RefSeq and is a predicted model, not a curated record. Gene Ontology annotation, biological process: sexual reproduction. Gene Ontology annotation, cellular component: extracellular region. Lineage: Eukaryota; Viridiplantae; Streptophyta; Magnoliopsida; Poales; Poaceae.
AGCUCGCCGGCCGGUUAUAAAUCGGGGUGCCCACCACGGACCUCUUCCCCCACCAACACCAACACCAACACCACACACAGCCAAGCUCACUGCACUACACUACAAGGGGCGAGCCGGAAGAUGGGGAAGCAGCUGACGCUCCGGGUGGCGGCGCCGCCGCUGGUGCUGGUGGCAAUGCUGCUGCUCUCCUUCCCCUUCACCGGCCGCUGCGCCGUCGCCGAGCAGCCAGGGGCCGACGAGUCCAGCCUGGACACGGGCGUCGCCGGCGACGUGGUCGGCCCCAACUUCACCCAGAGCGCGGCGUCCUUCGGCCAGUCGGGCGUCGCCAGGGCCACCUGGUACGGCGCGCCCAACGGCGCCGGCCCCUACGACAACGGCGGCGCUUGCGGGUUCAAGAACGUGAACAAGUACCCGUUCAUGGCCAUGACCUCCUGCGGCAACCAGCCGCUGUUCAAGGACGGCAAGGGAUGCGGCGCAUGCUACAAGAUCAAGUGCACGAAGCACAAGGCUUGCUCGGGUCGGACGGAGACGGUGGUGAUCACGGACAUGAACUAUUACCCCGUGGCGCCCUACCACUUCGACCUCAGCGGCACCGCCUUCGGCAAGCUCGCCAAGCCCGGCCGCAACGACGAGCUCAGGCACGCCGGGAUCAUCGACAUAUCAUUCACCAGGGUGCCUUGCGAGUUCCCGGGGCUCAAGGUGGGCUUCCACGUCGAGGAGGGGUCCAACGCCGUGUACAUGGCCAUCCUGGUGGAGUACGAGAACGGCGACGGCGACGUCGUGCAGGUGGACCUCAUGGAGUCCGGCCGCCGCGGCGGCGGGCGGUGGACGCGGAUGCGCGAGUCCUGGGGAUCCAUCUGGCGCCUCGACUCCAACCACAGGCUCCAGGCGCCAUUCUCCGUCCGCAUCCGCAACGAGUCCGGCAAGACGCUCGUGGCGCGCAACGUCAUCCCCAAGAACUGGCGCCCAAACACAUUCUACCGCUCCAUCGUCCAGUACAGCUAGAGCAUUCCAUCGGAGGGCCGGCCGGAUCUCCCCAUCUGGUUCUGUUUUGGCGCGAGUUGAAAGUUGUUGGAAUUUGAAUGUCUGCAUCGUACUACUACUAGGUGGGAAAUAGAGGAGGCACGCGUAGUAGUGCGCCCAGAGAAAUGAGGGCGCACGGACGCUCUCCCGCCCGCUUCAAUCUACUAGCUGUUGCAUUAAUUGUUUCAGACUUAUAAUUCGGGGGAUGCACGAGCAGUAUAUGUGCUGCAUCCUUGCAUGAUGUAUCCAUGAUCCAUUUAUAUAUAUGUGAAUCAUGCUUCAUCCA